This is a messenger RNA of Phycomyces blakesleeanus NRRL 1555(-), 681 nucleotides long. RefSeq lists its product as hypothetical. The record is from RefSeq and is a predicted model, not a curated record. The transcript has 5 exons. The coding region runs from base 1 to 681 and encodes 226 amino acids. Lineage: Eukaryota; Fungi; Mucoromycota; Mucoromycetes; Mucorales; Phycomycetaceae.
AUGAUAACUUUAUUGCUUACUAUGCCAAGAUCAAAGACCAACUGCUCAAACAAAUCCAACAACUCCACCAGCACCAAUGGCUACAAAUCUGCUGAGAAAAUUUUGCCAAGUAAUGCAGAAGAACUUUUGGAUCUUAUGCAGCAAAGAAUCAGAGUUCCAAGCAGUGCUCCAAUAGCUGCACCACCCAAAAGAGCACGCACAAACAAUGAAGAUAAUUCAUCUGAGAGCUUUCAUAAAAUUGAAGAUUUGUAUCAAAAAAUUGUUCAGAUGAGUACCUUUCUUUUGAGUAGUGAUCAAAAUAUAGCUUCAAGCGCAGUUGCUACGACUGCAAAUGAAGCCGUGAAAAAUAUCCUUGCUAUUGAACGUAUUCCUACUCAAUUGAUGCGGGACUACAUGUUUAAUGAUAGCUUGUACAGUCAGUACAAUAGAUCAGAAACAUGUUGCUCUGAUAGAAACAGGCAAAUAAUUCAGUCUGUAAUAACCUACCUUAGCAACCAAAGCAAAGCAAAGAAUCUACUACCUUCCACUUUGCACAAAAAAGUUGUGGUCCAUAUUGCCAACAAGAAGUCAAAGGAGAAUAAGUCCAAAGAACAGAAGACCAUUGACAACAAAUCUUCGUGGUACCGUCAAAGACUAGCAAAAGAUGGCUCUUCGCUUUUGCCUAAAAAAAAUACUUUGUGA